AUGAUGUGCUGUGGAGGUGUAGAAGAAGACAGUUAUAUCAGCGGUCCACCGGCUAAUCAAAAUACCGCGCCUCCGAGAGCCGGCAAUCCCUAUGGUGGUAGUGAAAGAGGAGAGCCAAGGAGUGCUGCUAAGAGUGGAGCUCCUCAGAAAGUUUUACCUAUUGAGGUACCAGAAAUGUCCUUGGUUGAGCUAAAUAGACUUACUGGCAACUUUGGAAAGAAAGCUCUGAUUGGAGAGGGAUCUUAUGGCCGCGUUUUUGGUGCUAAAUUAAGCAAUGGACAACAAGCAGCAAUAAAGAAAUUGGAUUCUAGUUCUUCAGCAGAACCAGAUUCUGACUUUACAGCCCAGUUAUCAAUGGUUUCAAGACUUAAGCAUGAGCAUUUUGUGACUCUGUUGGGUUGUUGCCUGGCAGCAAACAAUCGGAUCUUGAUUUAUGAGUUUGCAUCUAUGGGCUCGCUGCAUGAUGUAUUACAUGGUAGAAAAGGAGUACAAGGUGCUGAGCCUGGUCCAGUUCUUACCUGGAAUCAGAGAGUUAAAAUUGCUUAUGGUGCAGCUAGAGGUCUCGAAUAUCUACACGAAAAAGUUCAACCCCCAAUUAAACAUCGUGAUGUCAGAUCCAGCAACGUACUACUCUUUGAUGAUUUUUCUGCAAAGAUUGCUGAUUUCAACUUGACAAACCAAUGUUCGGACACAGCAGCUCGUCUGCAUUCCACUAGAGUACUCGGGACAUUUGGCUACCAUGCUCCAGAGUAUGCCAUGACAGGACAGAUAACACAGAAAAGUGAUGUUUAUAGUUUCGGAGUCGUUCUUUUAGAACUCUUGACAGGAAGGAAGCCAGUAGAUCAUACAAUGCCCAAAGGGCAACAGAGUCUUGUCACAUGGGCAACUCCACGACUUAGUGAAGAUAAAGUAAAGCAGUGCGUGGAUCCUAAGCUAAAUAACGAGUACCCUCCAAAGGCAAUUGCUAAGAUGGCAGCUGUUGCAGCACUUUGUGUUCAAUACGAGGCAGAUUUCCGCCCAAACAUGACAAUUGUCGUCAAGGCACUGCAACCACUACUCAAUGCAAAACCAGCAGGAACAGAGCCGCACGCAUAGAACAUUAUAUUCUUCAUUGAAACAAAGCAGAUACGUAAUUGUAAGAACCAACUAGUAUGACAUGACUUUGUUGCCAUUCAUGGGAAAAGGAAUUCUUCAGUUAUUGUGUUAGUUGUAGCAGAUAUGUUAUUUUUUCCCUUAGAAGGCAAAGACUUUCAGGAUUUUGCCUUUAAACCAGAAUUUUCUUGACUAGGUUCAU
This is a messenger RNA of Solanum dulcamara, 1294 nucleotides long. RefSeq names its product probable protein kinase At2g41970. Gene Ontology annotation, molecular function: ATP binding; protein tyrosine kinase activity. The record is from RefSeq and is a predicted model, not a curated record. The transcript has 7 exons. Lineage: Eukaryota; Viridiplantae; Streptophyta; Magnoliopsida; Solanales; Solanaceae. The coding region runs from base 1 to 1095 and encodes 364 amino acids. Gene Ontology annotation, biological process: protein phosphorylation.